Messenger RNA from Filobasidium floriforme, 3354 nucleotides. RefSeq lists its product as uncharacterized. Lineage: Eukaryota; Fungi; Basidiomycota; Tremellomycetes; Filobasidiales; Filobasidiaceae. Bases 1 to 3354 code for a protein of 1117 amino acids. The record is from RefSeq and is a predicted model, not a curated record. The transcript has 8 exons.
AUGCGACCAAAUCGACUGUGUUACUGUCCGCAAUGCUCUACUACAGCGGCCGGCUACAAGUCCGUCGCCUAUGUCACUUGGUCUCGACAUAAUCCUCCAGGAUCGUCUUACCUACCACCUCAGCCCUCUCAUCAGUCAAACCCAGCCAGUCCGGUUCAGUCAAUGCUCCCGCAGAUCCCGCCGAGCGUUGACUUUGAAGUCGGAAUUGACGACUCUCAGCCAAACCCUCUACCUCUUCUUCAUGACCGGGAGUCUCCUCCGCAGGCUCCCCCACCCGUUCAAUACAACGACGAAUUGGAGGCAGGGCACGACUGGAUGGAACUGGCCGAUAACGAUGACGACGGAGACAGUGCAUACAACGACGACUAUCCACCUCACCCGUCAAUGUCGCCGGCACCGGAGCCCUACAAUCAGCCUGUUCCUGACGACAUACCCUGGCCGUUUCCUCCAGGCGAUCCCAUCGCUCAGCAUUACAGUUUGGAGCCCGACCCAGAUCACCCUACAGGCCAGAGUGUCCGUAUCGACAUCGAGAACUUACAGAAACACCACCACCUUCCGGAGCAUCUCAGACAGAUAUAUACGGCCAUCGCUUAUGGAAAAGCUACAGGGCUCCCGAACGUACCCGCCAACGUCAUAUUGCAGCAGAUGACAAGCUUAGCGGAAGUAUGCUUGAACGAGGAGAUCGACGAGAAAACGUACAACGUUCGCACAGCGCAAUCGCGUCUCGGCGUCCUCCCGGACGAUUACAUCAGUCAAUGGAUCGUCUGCCCUAACAACAAUUGCUGGCUCAUGCUGGCCAUAUCUGAACUCUACCAGCUCGAAUCCCCGGCAUGCGUUGAUUGUGGAACCGAUCUCUACCGACUAAAUAACGACAUCCGUCGGCCGAUCAAGGUCAUGCCCACGAUGUCCCUCUCCAUCUCCCUCGCACUCCUACUCCAAGAUCGAGACGUCAUCGAGAAUCUACAAACAUGGCGGGAAGCUCGGCCGAACCAUGAUAUAGUCGAACCACAUCGAGCAAUGGCCACAGACAAAGACGCCCCAUUCCUUCAUCCGACCGAGCCGAUGAGUAACAUCUCAGACGGAUCGGCAUGGCGAUAUGCUCGAGUCGCGGAGACGAGGCGGGUGGGAGAGGAUGAUCGGGUAUACGACGAGGUUCCUUAUGAUGAAGAUUACCGGCACGUUGGACAGCACCAUGGCCUGCAGAUUAUACUGAACUGCGACUGGUUUGCCGUCAAGGGUGUUAUCGGAUCGUCCGUAGGCGUCGUCUACGCCUCGAUCGCCAACCUGCCUAUCACAAUGAGGUACAAAAAACGCUAUACCGCCGUUUUAGGGGUUAUUCCAGGUCCGAAAGAACCACCAGGCCUGUUAUUCAAUAAGGCCAUUGAACCCAUCGUCCGGGAUCUUCAACUUUGCGAAAGAGGAUUCAGGAUCGAUCUCCCGACCUGCCCCAACGCCUACAUCACCGCCCGUCUCCUGUUGAUCUCCUGCGAUCUUCCGGCUGCGCGCAAGAUGACAGGCAGCAUGGGACUGAGUCACAAAGCUCAUCCCUGCCCUCACUGCGGGAUCACGUUGGAUCAGGUCAACAGUCUCGAGGGAUACACAUGGCGAUCUUUGCCCAAAAAGCCCGGAACCGCGGCCACCAGCCUUCAAGCGGGAUUCGAAUACGAGCGUGCUACACCGGGUCGCCGGUUCGAGAUCGAGCAAGAAUACGGUAUCAGGUUCUCUGCCCUGUCACGCCUUUGCGGAUUUGAGCCGUCAGACUCCGCACCCACCGACCCUCUUCACAACUCUUUCCUCGGCCUAGUAAAAUCGUUCAUGAAUAUGUUGCUCAAGAGCGACUUGUUCGAGGGAUCUAUCGAGGGAGAAGCUCGGAUCGACGUCUUCAAAUCGUUCUUCGAAGAGGCAGACUACCCCGGUCACCUGGGUAGGCUUCCGACCUAUGCAAUCGGCCAGCUGGUCCGUCAAAGCGUGGGAGAGAGGACGCACAUCGGUUCCGGCCUCAAGGCCGAUCAAUGGCGCCGGGUGAUCGAAAUGCUGCCGAUCGCACUUUACGUUGCUUGGCGGGACGAGGGCACCAAUACCAUCUCGGAUUCGACGUUGGAUCCAGAAGAAGACCUUGAGGAAGUUCCCGUGCGAGGUCGACAGAAAGGAUCCCGCGGUAGAGGUCGUAGGAAGUCUAUUGGGCGGGACAGCAAUCGUCGGUCGAGCAGUCGAGGUCGUCGCCAACGCAGCGUUUCGGUCGCAGGGUCUACAUCGUCGUGUGGCUCCAGGAAGAGUAUGCGUUCCGAUGGAGAUGAUGCCGAAGCAGCCGAUCCGACGGGCAAAGAAGAUAGCUCUGGGGCUCUCAUUUUGAAUCGAUCCCGGUGGUAUCAAGCAGCGUUGGCACUCUCGGCUGGACUCCGCCUUCUGCAUUCACACAACAUAUCUGUUGACGAUGCAGAGGCUGCGGUAGAGGAUAUUGCAAACGCGGCUCGCACAGUGCUAUCGCUGAACGGCCAUCUUACGAUCAACUGGCAUAUUGCGAUGCACUAUGCGAGGUUCAUUCAACUCUAUGGACCCGUUGCCGGCUUCGGAUGCUGGGCUUUCGAACGGCACAAUGGAGACCUCUCGAAUGUGAAACAUAACGGCAAAGUCGAUAUGCCGACCACCCUGCUUAGAGCUUGGGUGAGAGAAGCACGCUUAGCCGCCAUCAUCAACAAUCCGGCUCCAAACGCUGGGGUCGCAGAGCUGUUAUCCUUAGAAGCCCUCCGGCAAUUCAAGCUGGCGCUCCAGGGGACUCUCAUGUUACAGGAGGCCCGGGGUCAAGCGAGUCGGUUCAAGUUACCGAACCCAUUUCAGCCCAACCAGAUCGUCGACCUUGGUCGGAAGGGCAUAUAUCUGCCGCUCCUCCAAUACAUGCAAAGAAACCUCCCUGAAUACCAAUUUAGGGAUGAAGCGAAUCUCGACGACGAUGGUCCUUCGUUGCCCAAAUGGGGCUCAUGCUACCGACUGUACACUCACGUCUUCUGCCACGGCUACAAAUUUGGGUCAUGCCUCUAUGGUCGAUCACAGAGGGACCGGCAUGCUCUCGUGAUCACCGAUCAACAGACCGGCGUCAGCCAUCUCGGCAGGAUCCAGCUGUAUCUGCAUAUCGUGCUAUCCCUGCGACACACAACAGAGAAAUUGGUUCAGGUGUUGGCGUUGGUCGACUUCUUUGAACCACAAGAAAGCUCAGAGUUUCCGUGGCAACACCGAGAGAUCGACCUCGGGGUCCGGAUAUAUAAGAACAAGGUCACAACCCGGGCAUUUGUACCCGUGACCAACCUGCGUGCCGCGACCACUGACGGACAUGAGCCUGAAUUCGAGGCUGACUAG